AUGUCUUCUCCCGCCUCACUCCCUCUUGUUCUCGUCACCGGUGCCAGCCAGGGCAUCGGACGUGCCGUUGCUCAAGCCCUCGCCGGCAAGCACAACUAUCACGUUCUUCUUGGAGUUCGGAACCCACAGUCUGGUGAGACUGUGGCGGCUCCUCUCCGCGAUGCUGGUCACCAGGCUUCGGUUGUGCAGCUUGACCUGACCUCUCCGACAUCAAUUGAGGCGACUAUCAAAUAUAUCCAAACGCGAUUCGGAUACCUUGACGUUCUCAUUAACAAUGCUGGCAUCCUUAUCGAUCAUCAUGAGGGUCAAACCACUUGGGACCUCUUCACCAAGACAUUCACGACCAACGUUAUCGGUACAGCCACCUUGACCGAAGGCUUGGUCCCGCUUCUUCGGAAAGCCAAGGCUGGGCCUCCUCGGGUUGUUUUCGUUAGCAGCGUCAUGGGAAGCCUGGAACGAUCCACAGACAAGACAACGCCCUACUAUCCCAUCGACUACAAGGCCUACGACGCGAGCAAGGCGGCUGUCAACAUGCUCACCCUGAACUAUGCGCGAAUCUUGGAUGACGCUGGAGGAAAGGUCAACUGUGUCUGCCCCGGUUAUGUCAAGACAGCUCUGACCGAUUUCAACGAGUACGGUCAUAGCCCUGAAGUCGGAGCAGAACGCAUCGUCGAGUUGGCUACCCUGGGUGAAGACGGACCAACUAGGACAUACAGCGACCGAAACGGUCCUCUUCCCUGGUAA
Molecule: messenger RNA, 744 nt
Organism: Fusarium keratoplasticum
Lineage: Eukaryota; Fungi; Ascomycota; Sordariomycetes; Hypocreales; Nectriaceae
Exons: 1
Coding region: 1-744 (247 amino acids)
Molecular function (GO): oxidoreductase activity
Source: RefSeq, a predicted model, not a curated record